Molecule: messenger RNA, 666 nt
Organism: Raphanus sativus (radish)
Lineage: Eukaryota; Viridiplantae; Streptophyta; Magnoliopsida; Brassicales; Brassicaceae
Exons: 1
Coding region: 1-666 (221 amino acids)
Source: RefSeq, a predicted model, not a curated record
AUGCGUUUGCAAAAUGGGGAAUCAACAAGGUUCUGGUCAGCUAACUGGACUCCAUUUGGAGAUCUCACUACUUUCUUAUCAGGGACUAAUUCAAGAAUGGGAAUACCUCGCAAUGCCAUGGUUUCAACGCUGUACUCAAAUGGAGUUUGGUGUCUUCCUCCAGCUACGUCAGAAGCUCGGAUACAGCUCUAUACUCACCUCACGACUCUUCACCUAACUGCAAAUCAAAACUACUAUGAGUGGAAAAUCGAAGGUCGUGUGCACAACACUUACAAAACAUGCACCGUCUACGAUUAUCUACGGGAGAGUAAACCUGAUGUCCAAUGGCACGGUGCGGUCUGGUUCUCCAAAGCUAUUCUGCGCCACACUUUCCAUACUUCGCUUGUAAUCCAGAAUUUCUUGCCUAUUAGAGAUCGACUGAUAAGUUGGGACCUACAGGUGGAUGAUCGUUGCCUCCUAUGCAAUGCUCAACCGGAAAGUCGUGAUCAGAAUUACUUCUCUUACGCCUUCAGUAAUGAUUUGUGGCAGACUGUAACAAGAAGGUUGCAGCUACAACCGUCAACUACAUGGCAGGACACUAUUGAUCGGAUGAUCUCUCUUCCUUCGCCGCUUCCUCAUCGUCUCCUUAUACUCCUAGCUUGGCAAGCCACUCUGUAUUGGCUCUAG